UGGUGUGAUUCAUCAUUCUUGUUCGGUCACAAGUCUUAUUCUUGAUUUUUGGCUAUUUCUUUUGGCUUAUCAGGAUGUAUUCACAACUAGAUGAUGACGAGGGAGAUAUGUACAACCAAGGUGACUAUGAUGACAUACAAGACAUACAUGCUAUGCCUGUUUACAACAUCCCUGAGGAGAUCAAAAGAUUUAUUCAGUUCUUUCAUCAGCACAUUAUCGAGCAGAAUCUGCAUGAACUUCAGUUAAUAUAUGAAACUGGAUUUAACAAGUUAACAGAGCGUUAUUUUAACAAGUCACCCUGGCCAGAAGCUGAAUGCAUCGCUGCACUUGUUGAUGAUGAUCAAGUGUUCCUUAUUCUGUACAAGGAGCUUUACUACAGACACAUUUACAACAAGCUCAAGCCAACUCUAGAGCAAAGAUUUGAAUCAUAUUUCAACUACUGUGAUCUGUUUAACUAUAUUUUGAAUACUAAUGAACCAGUCCCACUAACUCUGCCUAACCAGUGGCUGUGGGAUAUCAUUGAUGAGUUUAUCUAUCAGUUCCAAUCUUUUAGUCAGUUUCGUUCAAAACUGCAAAAGAAACCAGAUGAAGAGGUUGGGACUUUAAAAGCAAACACAAAGAUCUGGAAUGUCCAUAGUGUUUUGAAUGUCUUGUAUUCGCUGGUUGGCAAGUCUCAAAUCAAUGAACAGCUUCAUGUGUACAAUUCUGGUGGUGACCCAGACGCUGUUGCUGGUGAAUUUGGAAUCCACUCUCUGUACAAAAUGUUGGGUUACUUCAGUCUCAUUGGCCUYCUUAGACUUCACUCUCUUUUGGGUGACUAUUUCCAGGCCAUCAAAGUGCUGUCAAAUGUAGAACUGAAUAAGAAGAGUCUGUAUUCCCGAAUUCCUGCUUGUCAAAUUACUACAUACUACUAUGUUGGGUUUGCUUAUCUCAUGAUGAAACGCUAUCAGGAUGCAAUCCGCACCUUUUCUAACAUUCUGCUGUACAUCCAGAGAACCAAACAGAUGUUCCAGACAAAGUCUUACCAGUAUGAACAGAGACUGGAUGAAAAUGUUAGUGCUCAACUACGUGAAAAAUGUGGUGAGAAACUGCAGAAACURCAGAAAGGUGAUUUACAGAUGUUCGAAGAAUGCUUCUCUUAUGCUUGUCCCAAGUUUGUGUCACCAGUUCCUCCUAACUUUGAUGCACCAGCCAACUACAAUAGGGAACCUUUUAACCUACAACUGAAAGUAUUCUUGAAUGAGGUUUCUCAGCAGUCCAAGAUUCCAGUUGUGAGAAGCUACCUCAAGCUGUAUACUACCUUGCCUAUCUCUAAACUAGCUGCCUUUCUUGACAUGGACGAGGAUGCAUUUCGUAGCCAACUUUUAUGCUAUAAGCAUAAGCARAGAAAUCUAGUGUGGACCUCAGGUAAAGAUGCUCUUGAUGGGGAGUUGCAGUCCUCAUCAGAGGUGGAUUUCUAUAUCGACAAGGACAUGGUUCAUAUUGCAGAUACCAAAGUUGAACGCCGCUAUGGAGAGUUCUUUAUUAGACAGAUCCACAAGUGUGAAGAGCUCGUAAGAAAUCUACAAAGCAACUAGGAAAGACGCUGCCAAGUUGUACUAUGACUAACAAACUGUUACUCAGAGUUUUCAAAGCCAUUAAUGUAAAAGAACAUUUUACCACAGGGAGCCCAAUAUAAAAUKUUUCUAUGGUAUCUGAUGUUGAUCUUAUGUCAGAGUAUAUAUACAUAAGAUCAACAUCAGAUACCAUAAGGAAAUUAUAUAGGGAAACAAAGGCGCGUGCGAAAAAAAAAUGUUCUAGUGCAUUUAUUAUUGAUUUGUUUACUCUUUCGCAUUACAGAGGACAUUAUCUUGAUCUCAAAUUUUAAAAAAUAUUAAUU
Actinia tenebrosa (Australian red waratah sea anemone) is the source of this 1879-nucleotide messenger RNA. RefSeq names its product eukaryotic translation initiation factor 3 subunit L. NCBI's taxonomy places the organism in Eukaryota, Metazoa, Cnidaria, Anthozoa, Actiniaria, Actiniidae. Gene Ontology annotation, molecular function: protein binding; translation initiation factor activity. Gene Ontology annotation, biological process: translational initiation. The record is from RefSeq and is a predicted model, not a curated record. Gene Ontology annotation, cellular component: cytoplasm; eukaryotic translation initiation factor 3 complex.